CAGUGAGAAGAAGGAGAACCAGGAGUACAGGUGUGUACGGUAUAACGUAAGAAAAUCAUCACCGCCAGCAAAUGCAUCAUCUGUAGGAAAGUAGAAGAGACUGGAUUUCAUCCCGAAAUAGUUCAUUUCAAUUGGAUUUCAACUUGAAUGCACCCGUAAUUCACCUGAAAACUCGUACCCAGAUGAUGUGAACGUUAACAUCAAACCGCCAUCAACAUGCCGGAGACGACGAGAGCCUCGUUUGGAGGAUGCAAACAUUUCGAGUGUCGUGUAAUUGGCUAUCCUCGGCCAGACAUCACGUGGUGGAAAGAUGGCCGUGACAUCACGACCGAUAAUCGAUAUGAAUUCGAUUAUUCUAUUGACGGAACAAUCACGAUGAUUAUUGAGAAGGUCACGCAGAAAGAUCAGGGAUGUUAUCAGUGCCGUGCUGAGAAUUCCGAAGGAUGGGCUGCAACAGCGGCUUACCUACAUGUCCGAGUUAUCGAAGGACAAAGGGAGGAAGAAUUGACCUCAGUCCACAAGAUGAAGUUCGAGUUUGGUGGAUUGAAAAACACGGAUGAGACCAACGGAGCUGAAGGCAAGGACAGAUUGAACGAGAGGUAUAAUGACUUCAUUGGAAAUAUUGGUGGGAAUUUAAAAAAUGAUUCCCUGGUCGACGAAGACUUUGAAAGUGUAAAGAAGAGAAUGCUGGAGAAGCUGGAGGCUGGUAUUGGUGGUGAUGAUGACAGUGGUUUAGACGGAAGUGUCUCAACAGUAGGCACAGACAUCGGACAAGUUUCAGACUUGUGGACAAGAAAGGGAAAGAAUCUUGAAAACAUUUCUGAGGGAAUUCAUUCUGACUCCAGUAUUGGAUCCGAGACAGGUCAUGAUGAUUCAGCAUUUGGGGCAUUUGACUCGAAUGACAGCUCUUCGAAUGUCAGUGUCGACCCUUUGAAGCAACGUUCGUCGAAUCGUGCAGGUGUGAAAGCAAAUGAUAUCGAAAAGGAUUCUGAUUGUAAAGGGAAAGGACAAACAGAUGACUUCGCAAGUAAGAAAAGUGACAUGAUAUCGAGCGGAAAGAACAUAACAUUUAAAGUUGAUAGAGUCGACGAGGAGGAAUCAGGAAAGAAGCCGAAAAAAGACAAGGAAUUUCAUGAUGGCACUGCAUCAGCUGACGAGGAAGAAGAUGACGUCUUGGACCAGCUUGUUGAAUUUAUAGGGGCUGGAAAGCGUUUAUCGAGAAGACCUACAGAUGACAGCGGUUUUGGGGACGACGAUAAUUGGAUGGAUAGCUCAAGUGACAGUGAACACGGGGCAUCCGAUCACGUGGAGGGUUCUGCUUCGUCUCGUUCAGACAGGAAUCGGAAAACAUCCGGUGACAGACGACAUAGACAUCCCAAAGCAGACAAAGGUAGAGGAACUGAAGCGAAAUCAAGCAAACACAAAGAAGGUAAAAAUAAGGGCAGCGAUGACUUAAACGUAGGACUCAAAAAUAAGACAAUGGGGAAAGAAACUGUGGAUGAUGACAAGAAAAUCGUUGAGGAAAGUCUUCUUCAACAGAAAAAGAAUAACGUGAAUUUUGCAUCGGCGGAGGAAGAAGAACCAUUACGUCAAAUUGAUGUUUUGCCGACCGAGUCAGGCCUCGACACAAAUGGAAAUAUUUCCGAUCAUCGGCAUAAAAAGAAAGGGUUGGGACAUGGCGCAUCUGGUGAUGCUGACAUCAACAACGGUAAUAACGACAAAAGAAAUGGUCUCCUGUCGUCAGUUUCAGACAUUGACAAUAAUAACGAGCCCGAUCUGAUAUCCGCAACGGCUGUAAGUGUAGAGCAGAGCACGUAUAAAGUCAGCGGGGAUUCUGGCUUAAGGGAAGACAACUUAGAUACGAUGUCCGGAAAAAAGAAAUCAAAAUCACAAAUCAAAGUUGAUGACGACGAAGCAGGAUACAAAGAUGGCGGCAACACGUGCAAAGAUAAAGCAAGUAUUGGAGAGAAUGAACAAACACCUGGAAAGGGAGGAUGGGAUACGAAUUUAGGGCGAGGAAAAAACAAUGAAACAGAAAAAUGGGGAUCGGGCAGGAUUCCUUUUGAGGAGGAUGGGAAAGGAAGUAGAGAAAUGGGAAUAUCUGAUGCUUCAGAUGAUGAUUUUUCUUCAUUUCGAGGAAAAGGAGUAAAAGAUAAUAUGUAUUAUCCAAGCCGGCAAUCCGGAAAACACGAAAAGGAGAAAUGGAACGACAGUGAGGACGAUGAGGAGAGAUAUUCCCGGUACCACAGACGUUCCCAUACACACGAGAGUGGAUAUGAUGGCGACCUAGAAAGCUGUAGAUCAUCUGUGCUAUACAGUGACGACGGCGAAAAGAACGACGGGACAGAUUUCAGGAGGAACAGACCAGAGGAUUACAUUGAUGCCUUCAAAAGAGGGCGGAGAUAUAAAAACACUGACUUAGAAGAUGACGACGACGACGACAAAAUUAUGUUAAUGAGAGGACGCAGAAAUGAAGAAGAUAAUUCCGAGUCAGACAGAAAAGGAUUACUAUCUUCGAACUCUGGUGACAUGUUUUCCUGGAAAACACAACUAUCCCGGGAAGGUGAUUCAGGGUCUGAAAUCUUUACAACCGAUUUAACAACCGACAACGACGAAGACACCUUUGGCUACUUACGUCUGUCAAAGAAUGAUAAAUCUGACAACAGCGACACAGGAAUUGGAAACAAAAACAGGGAAUACAAAGAGGGAUAUAAUAAUCUUGACGACAUGAACGAAAAUGGUUAUCUUGGAAAAUCCCUUGACAACGGAAACAACAAACGGGAGAAGGAUUUCAGAGACAAAAGCAAUAAUGAAAGGAUAAAAUACGGCGAUCUGGAUGACGAAAAAAAAUCUGAAUAUCCAUGCAAGUCACAUGACAGGAGAGAAAACAUCGGAGAUACAGAUAUCGAUGACAAAUACAAGAAAGACAGGAAGAAAUACGGCGAUCUGGAUGACGACAAAGAUUAUGGAUAUCCACGCAAAUCACGUGACAGCGGAAAAGACAUCGGAGAUACAGAUAUCGAUGACAAAUACAAGAAAGACAGGAAGAAAUACGGCGAUCUGGAUGGCGACAAAGAUUAUGUAUAUCCAUGCAGGUCACGCGACAGCGGAAAAGAUAUCGGAGAUACAGAUAUCGAUGACAAAUACAAGAAAGACAGGAAGAAAUACGGCGAUCUGGAUGACGACAAUGAGUCUGGAUAUCCACGCCAAUCACGUGACAGCGAAAAAGACAUCGGAGAUACAGAUAACGAUCACAAAUACAAGAAAGACAAGAAGAGAUACGGCGAUCUGGAUGACGAAAAAGAUAAUGGAUAUCCACGCAAGACACGUGACAACGGAAAAGACAUCGGAGAUACAGAUAUCGAUGACAAAUACAAGAAAGACAGGAAGAAAUACGGCGAUCUGGAUGACAACAAUGAUUUUGGAUGUCCACGCAAGUCACGUGACAGCGGAAAAGACAUCGCAGAUACAGAUAUCGAUGACAAAUACAAGAAAGACAGGAAGAAAUACGGCGAUCUGGAUGACAACAACGAUUUUGGAUAUCCACGCAAGACACGUGACAACGGAAAAGACAUCGGAGAUACAGAUAUCGAUGACAAAUACAAGAAAGACAGGAAGAAAUACGGCGAUCUGGAUGACGACAAUGAGUCUGGAUAUCCUCGCAAGACACGUGACAGCGGAAAAGACAUCGGAGAUACAAAUGUCGAUGACAAAUACAAGAAAGACAGGAAGAAAUACGGCGAUUUGGAUGACGACAAAGAUUAUGGAUAUCCACGCAAAUCACGUGACAGCGGAAAAGACAUCGGAGAUACAAAUGUCGAUGACAAAUACAAGACAGACAGGAAGAAAUACGGCGAUCUGGAUGACAACAACGAUUUUGGAUAUCCACGCAAGACACGUGACAACGGAAAAGACAUCGGAGAUACAGAUAUCGAUGACAAAUACAAGAAAGACAGGAAGCAAUACGGAGAUCUGGAUGACAAUAAUGAUUCUGGAUAUCCACGCAAUAGACCUGACAACGAAAAAGACAUCGGAGAUACAGAUGUCGAUGACAAAUACAAGAAAGACAGGAAGAAAUACGGUGAUCUGGAUGACAAUAAUGAUUCUGGAUAUCCACGUAAGUCACGUGACAGCGAAAAAGACAUCGGAGAUACAGAUGUCGAUGACAAAUACAAGAAAGCCAGGAAGAAAUACGGCGAUCUGGAUGACAAUAAUGAUUCUGGAUAUCCACGCAAUAGACCUGACAACGAAAAAGACAUCGGAGAUACAGAUGUCGAUGACAAAUACAAGAAAGCCAGGAAGAAAUACGGCGAUCUGGAUGACGACUAUGAGUCUGGAUAUCCUCGCAAGACGCGCGACAGCGGAAAAGAUAUCGGAAAGGCAGAUAUCGAUGACAAAUACAAGAAAGACAGGAAGAAAUACGGCGAUCUGGAUGACAACAAAGAUAUUGGAUAUCCACGUAAGUCACGUGACAGCGCAAAAGACAUCGCAGAUACAGAUAUCGAUGACAAAUACAAGAAAGACAGGAAGAAAUACGGCGAUCUGGAUGACAACAAUGAUUUUAGAUAUCCACGCCAAUCACCUGACACCGGAAAAGACAUCGGAGAUACAGAUAUCGAUGACGAAUACAAGAAAGACAGGAAGAAAUACGGCGAUCUGGAAGACGACAAAGAUUAUGGAUAUCCACGCAAAUCACGUGACAGCGGAAAAAACAUCGGAGAAACAGAUAUCGAUGACAAAUACAAGAAAGACAGGAAGAAAUACGGCGAUCUGGAUGACAACAAAGACUCGGUAUAUCCACGCAAGACACGUGACAACGGUCAAGACAUCGGAGAGGCAGAUAUCGAUGAGAAAUACAAGAAAGACAGGAAGAAAUACGGCGAUCUAGAUGACGACUAUGAGUCUGGAUAUCCUCGCAAGACACGUGACAGCGGAAAAGACAUCGGAGAUACAGACGUCGAUGACAAAUACAAGAAAGACAGGAAGAAAUACGGCGAUCUGGAUGACGACAAAGAUUAUGGAUAUCCACGCAAGUCACGUGACAGCGGAAAAGACAUCGGAGAGGCAGAUAUCGAUGACAAAUACAAGAAAGACAGGAAGAAAUACGGCGAUCUGGAUGACGACUAUGAGUUUAGAUAUCCUCGCAAGACACGCGACAGCGGAAAAGAUAUCGGAGAUACAGAUAUCGAUGACAAAUACAAGAAAGACAGGAAGAAAUACGGCGAUCUGGCUGACAAUAAUGAUUCUGGAUAUCCACGCAAGUCACGUGACAGCGAAAAAGACAUCGGCGAUACAGAUAUCGAUGACAAAUACAAGAAAGACAGGAAGAAAUACGGCGAUCUAGAUGACGACUUUGAGUCUAGAUAUCCUCGUAAGACACGUGACAGCGGAAAAGACAUCGGAGAUACGGAUGUCGAUGACAAAUACAAGAAAGACAGUAAGAAAUACGGCGAUCUGGAUGACAAUAAUGAUUCUGGAUAUCCACGCAAUAGACCUGACAACGAAAAAGACAUCGGAGAUACAGAUGUCGAUGACAAAUACAAGAAAGACAGGCAGAAAUACGGCGAUCUGGAUGACAAUAAUGAUUCUGUAUAUACACGCAAGUCACGUGACAGCGAAAAAGACAUCGGCGAUACAGAUAUCGAUGACAAAUACAAGAAAGACAGGAAGAAAUACGGCGAUCUGGAUGACAAUAAUGAUUCUGAAUAUCCACGCAAGUCACGUGACAACGGUCAAGACAUCGGAGAUACAGAUAUCGAUGACAAAUACAAGAAAGACACGCAGAAAUACGGCGAUCUGGAUGACAAUAAUGAUUAG
Messenger RNA from Mizuhopecten yessoensis (Yesso scallop), 5817 nucleotides. Its product is annotated as fibrinogen-binding protein-like. The transcript has 4 exons. The record is from RefSeq and is a predicted model, not a curated record. Gene Ontology annotation, biological process: axon guidance; homophilic cell-cell adhesion; dendrite self-avoidance. Gene Ontology annotation, molecular function: cell-cell adhesion mediator activity. Gene Ontology annotation, cellular component: axon; plasma membrane. Bases 217 to 5817 code for a protein of 1866 amino acids. NCBI's taxonomy places the organism in Eukaryota, Metazoa, Mollusca, Bivalvia, Pectinida, Pectinidae.